AUGAUGGCGAUCCACACCUAUCUGCGUACUGCAUUGCUCCUGGGGGCAGCAGUCGUGGGCCUUGCCAGCGCUGACGCCUGCAAUCCUCUGAACGGUCCCUGUCCUGCCAUUCCAGGCCUCGCUACGAGCACCUACUCGAUUGAUUUUACCCAGCAGACCACGACUCCGUCGGACUGGAUCCUCGCAGACGCGGCCACGGUCAAUUACGGUGCUCCCAAUGGUGCCAACUUCACCUUUGCAAAACGCUAUGAUGCACCGUACAUUUGGAGUCGUUUCUAUGUUCUAUUCGGUCGUAUUGAAGUGGUUCUCAAGGCGGCCCCUGGCGCUGGCAUCAUUACAGGCGCCGUAAUGAUGUCGGACGACCUUGACGAGAUAGACUGGGAAUGGUCGGGCAACAACUUUGCUGGGUCAAAUGGAAAGGUGCAGACCAAUUUUUUCGGUAAAGGUAUCACGGGAUAUUACGACAGAGGCUCGACGCCAGCGGUGAAUAAUCCUCAGGAUCAAUUCCAUACGUACGCUUUAGACUGGAGCCCUGACGCUCUAACCUGGUCGAUUGACGGACAGAAUGUUCGCACCCUGAAGAACUCGCAUGCCACGUCUGGUGAGUACCAGUUCCCCCAGACGCCAUCACGCCUACAUUUGGGUGUCUGGUGUGCAGGUGAUCCGGGCAACAACGGCGCAACUGUUGCGUGGGGAGGAGGCCCGACAAAUUUCAGUCAGGCGCCGUUCUCUGCCUACGUCAAGUCGGUCAAGAUCACGACGUCGAGUCCUUGCUCGACAUGGCAAUACCCAAAUCCUUUUGACGGCACUUACAAAAGUGUGGUGUGCACAAAUCAGACUAUUACCAACACUCUUCCCUGCACUUAUGCUGUUGCCCAAGGGGACGACGGUUACAAGAUUGCAACAACACUAGGGGUGACACUUGCUGCCCUCAAGGCUGCAAAUCCUAAUGUCAAUUGGGAUACCUUACUGGUGGGACAGUCCCUCAAUGUGCCGGGUGGAAACUGUACGACUUCUUCAAGCGGAUCGGCGGUUCCGUCGGCAACCAGCGCCUCCUCAGACAUGGCCGCUGCCACGUCUUCAGCUAAUUCGGCAGCGGUUCCAACAAACUCAAAUUCAGCCACCCUAACGUCGGAUGCAACGAGCAGUCCAAGCUCGAUCUCUUCCAGCGAAUCUGCGUCCGCAAGCAUCAUGAUGUCGGGCUCGGCUCUAACAGCUGUUGCAUCGUCUACUAUGGCUGGCUCGAGCUUGAGCAGCUCCUCCCAGUCGGCCCCCGCUACUGUCUACACCGUAGUUGCUGGCGAUACCGGCUAUGGCAUUCCCAAGAAGCUUGGCUGUAGCUUUGACGAGAUCUUUGGAGUGAAUCCCGGCCUCGACUGGGAUAAUCUGCUGGUAGGACAGACCUUGAAUCUUCCCAGUGGAUGCACGCGUUCUUUAACUUCAAGCACGCUACUCCCAAGCUCAGGUGCCCCUACUAACCCAGCCCAACCAAGUCCAAGUUCUCAGUCUGCCUCUCUUACAACAGAGACCACAACUCCUCCUUCAGACACACCAACGUCGGAUAAUUUAGCUGCUGCCAGUGGUACCUUACCGUCGGCUCCCGCUGCUGCUUCUAGCUCAGCACCCAGCAUCACCUCGGGUUCAACAAUCACAUCAACCUGUACCGUUGUGGCUAGCCAAUCGAGUGUUGACUCUGCUGCAACUUCGACCCAGGAGGACUCAUCGCUAUCGUCGAACUCCGAUGCCGCAGCUGCCAGUAGCCAACCACCUACCACCAAGAACGCAUCGUCGCAAUCGUCCAACUCGGAUACCGCAGCUGCCAGCAGCCAAGCGCCUGCGACCGGUUCUGUGCCAUCUACGAGCGUAAGUAUGACCAGCUCCAACACACCCUUGAGCCCGUCCAGCCCUGUCCCUACCGCAGCGGUACCAUCAGUCGCGACGUCGAGCGGGCAAGCCUCCGUCGUCUCGAUUCCUGUAUCUCACACUUCCGCCUCCACCACUGACAAGGUCAAUCCCGUCACCCCGGCAUCCGCAGCCAAGCUGAGUGAGCAGUGCUUGCAGUUGCUUGGACACAACAAGACGCAUACUCUGUGCCGGAGAUGCGGUCGCCGAAGCCUUCACAUCCAGAAGCACACUUGCGCCAACUGCGGAUACCCUGCCGCUAAGACCCGGAAAUACGAAUGGAGCGAGAAGGCCAAGAGACGCAAGACCACCGGAACUGGCCGCAUGCGAUCGUUGUCGACUGUUAACCGAAAAUUCAAGAACGGAUUCCAGACCGGCACUCCUAAGGGAGCCCGCGGCCCGCUCAAGGCAUAA
Messenger RNA from Exophiala dermatitidis NIH/UT8656, 2316 nucleotides. Its product is annotated as extracellular cell wall glucanase Crf1/allergen Asp F9. NCBI's taxonomy places the organism in Eukaryota, Fungi, Ascomycota, Eurotiomycetes, Chaetothyriales, Herpotrichiellaceae. Gene Ontology annotation, cellular component: ribosome; fungal-type cell wall. The record is from RefSeq and is a predicted model, not a curated record. The transcript has 7 exons. Gene Ontology annotation, biological process: fungal-type cell wall organization; carbohydrate metabolic process; translation. Gene Ontology annotation, molecular function: structural constituent of ribosome; hydrolase activity, hydrolyzing O-glycosyl compounds; glycosyltransferase activity. The coding region runs from base 1 to 2316 and encodes 771 amino acids.